This is a messenger RNA of Rhipicephalus microplus (southern cattle tick), 1288 nucleotides long. RefSeq names its product mitochondrial ribosomal protein L3 (gene mRpL3). The record is from RefSeq and is a predicted model, not a curated record. Gene Ontology annotation, molecular function: structural constituent of ribosome. Gene Ontology annotation, cellular component: mitochondrial large ribosomal subunit; ribosome. Gene Ontology annotation, biological process: translation. NCBI's taxonomy places the organism in Eukaryota, Metazoa, Arthropoda, Arachnida, Ixodida, Ixodidae.
GACAGUAUCCGUGUUUCACGAGGAACGCAUGUGCGCCGGCAAUGGCGUGGUAUGUUGCGGCGUUUUCUCAAGUUAGGUUAUUUUCUGGGUUUUCCGUCCAUACUGCUUUAACGUUACAGACGUUCGCACCACGUGUAGCCAUCGCAUGUAAUAUUCAAUGCCGCUACAAGACGUCUACAACCAUUAAGAGGCGAAAAACGUACCCUUUCCACUGGUGGGCACCGCGCAGGAGAAAAGUGAGGGACCAGGAUCAUAUCUUGCCAGAGAACUACACUUUUCUCCAAGAGGUUGCCCAGAAGAAGUAUCUGCAGCCAGGUGAAAGUCCGCUCAGGGAGGAACCAUGGCCUGUAGCGACUUGGACGCCUGAGUCACGGAGGACCGGAGUGAUCGGGCGUAAGAUAGGCAUCUACCCCAUGUGGACUAACACUGGCAAGCGCAUACUCACUACGUUGAUACAGGUCUUGGACAACCACGUAAUUGACUACUUGCCUCCGGAGCAAUAUGCAAAGACGCGGUUUGGCUUCCGAGCGCCCGGUCUCGGUUGUUUGGUAGUGGGUGCCGGUAGUAUAGAUCCCAUGAACUUCAAGGCGCCCUACCUAAAGCUUUUCGAGAAGUCUGGCGUCAUGCCCAAGAAGAAGCUCACCCGGUUCCUGGUCACUCCAGAUGCGGCCCUUCCGCCUGGGACGCCGCUUACGGCGGCUCAUUUCCGACCGGGCGACUACGUGAAUGUGUACGGUAAGACCCGGGGUCAUGGUUUUCAGGGUGUGAUGAAGCGAUGGGGCAUGAAAGGUGGGCCGGCUACGCACGGCACGACCAAGGCACACCGGCGAUUAGGAGCCAUCGGCGGGCCGCGAGGCACCAUCCAGAAAGGAAAGCGCAUGCCUGGACACAUGGGCCAGGAGAGACGACUGCUAGUCGGUCUCCGCAUCUGGCGCAUCAACACACUGCACAACGUACUUUUUGUUCACGGACCUGCGGUGCCUGGCCACACUCUGGCGCUUGUGAAUGUAUUCGACUCGAGGCAUGGCAAAAAGGGCCAUUCAGCCGAUGACCCGCCACCAUUCCCCACGUACUUCCCUGAUGCUGAGCAUCCUUUGCCAGAGGAAAUGUACGACAGAGAGCUGCACCCAUUCGAGGCGCCGUCAGUCACCUUCGAGGAGGAAGAAGUGCAAGUUAAAAAGAAAGCCAAGGUCAAGGCGAAAACCAAGGCUCGGAAGUAGUCGCAUAGCUGCUUACAAGCAUUUGCAUAACACUUGUUUAAUUGUAGAAUAAAUCAAUGCCCACAUUA